AUGGCCGACGACGACAAGAAAUCCGGCGUGGUUGCAUCUGCAACGGAGGGGAACGCCGACUUGUUGACCGCACCCAAAGUGCCUCCUCGCUUCGCCGACGAAAGCUUCAAGCUCUUUUCCAAGGUCCAGGUUGACGAUCCUACGCCGGAAGAAGCAUUGAGGAUCAAGCGAAAACUCAUCUGGAGAAUCAUCCCCUUUCUCUGCGUCGGCUAUCAUCUGAUGUAUGUGGACAAGCAGACGCUUGGGAGUUCGGCCAUCCUAGGCAUUCUCAAAGACAACCACCUCAAUGCCACUCAAUACAAUUGGCUUUCGUCCAUCUUUUACUUUGGCUAUCUCCUGGCGGAAUGGCCGCAGAACUGGGCCCUGCAACGGUUCCCGGUGGGGAAAUGGUUGGCCGCCAACCUGAUGCUCUGGGGAGGAAUCGUCUUGCUCCACAUCCCGUGCCGGAACUUCGCAGGUCUUUUUGUGGUCCGAUUCUUCCUCGGUACGGCCGAGGCAUGUAUCGUGCCGGCGUUCCUGUUGACCCUCGCCAUGUUCUUCACCUACCAGGAGCAGUCGUGGCUCAUGCCAAUCAUGUGGGCUUCGGGGAACUCCAGUCCCAUCACGUCGGGGCUGUUGUCUUACGGUGUGCUCUGGAUCAAGACGGGCGGGUUUGAGCCGUGGAAAUGGUUUAUGGUCAUCACCGGGGGCAUCACGAUCUUGUUCGGCGCCUCAGUCUGGUUCUUCUUCCCCGACAGUCCGUUGAGUGCCCGCUUCCUGAGCCCAGAGGACCGGGCGAGGGCAGUGCUGCGCAUCAAGGAGAACCACUCCGGCAUCGAACACAAGCGGUUCAAGCGAUAUCAGUUCAUCGAAGCCAUCAAAGACCCCAAGACAUGGAUGUUCUUCCUGCAUGCCUGGAGCCAGGAAAUGGCCAAUGGCGUCACGAACCAGUAUUCGCUUAUCAUCAAGUCGUUUGGCUUCAGCACCCUCCAGACGACGCUCCUUGGCUGCGUCACCGGCCUAGUGUCGCUCUUUUCGCUAGCCUUCGCCGCCGUCUUCCUCAACCGCACCCGCGACUGCCGUGCCUGGAUCUCCGUCGCUGCGUAUGUGCCGGCCGCCAUCGCCAACAUCCUGCUCAUGGCGUUGCCCUGGUCGAACCGUUGGGGGCUGGUCACCGGCAUUUGGUUGCGUUCUACCGCCGGUAUCCCGUACGCGGUGGUCAUGAUCUGGGCAUCCAACAAUUCGGCCGGCCACACCAAGAAGACAACUGUCAUUGCGUUGUAUCACGUGGGCUAUGGUCUUGGAAAUAUCCUCUCGCCUCAACUUUUUGUUCCUGGCUGGGCACCACGCUAUUAUGCGACGUGGGGAAUUAUUCUGGGGCUCGCUUGCAUCCUUCCGACGAUCGACAUUCUGGUUCUCCGAUGGUACCUCGUCAGGGAGAACCGACGUCGCGACAAGCUGGAAGCCGCAUCCCAAGUGGCCCACAGGGGAAUUGUCGAGGCCGUCGAUGCCGACGGCACCAAGACGCAGACCAUCGUGUCCAACAACCAACUGGAUCUGACGGAUAGAGAAAACCUGGAGUUUCGCUACGUCCUGUAA
Molecule: messenger RNA, 1578 nt
Organism: Capronia epimyces CBS 606.96
Lineage: Eukaryota; Fungi; Ascomycota; Eurotiomycetes; Chaetothyriales; Herpotrichiellaceae
Exons: 5
Coding region: 1-1578 (525 amino acids)
Biological process (GO): transmembrane transport; L-cysteine transport
Cellular component (GO): membrane
Molecular function (GO): L-cysteine transmembrane transporter activity
Source: RefSeq, a predicted model, not a curated record